This is a messenger RNA of Bombina bombina (fire-bellied toad), 1533 nucleotides long. RefSeq names its product nephrocan-like. The transcript is spliced from 3 exons. Gene Ontology annotation, molecular function: protein binding. NCBI's taxonomy places the organism in Eukaryota, Metazoa, Chordata, Amphibia, Anura, Bombinatoridae. Gene Ontology annotation, cellular component: plasma membrane. The coding region runs from base 1 to 1533 and encodes 510 amino acids. The record is from RefSeq and is a predicted model, not a curated record.
AUGUUUCUGAUCUGUCUGACCGUGGUUUCUAUUCUGUGGUUCUCCAGCUGCUCAGGAUCCUGCCCCAGAAGAUGCAGCUGUGACGUUCCCCGGCUUAUACAGUGUUACAGGAUCUCUACUAUCCCUACUGACAUUCCUGCCAACAUCAGGAAAAUGCAUAUAAGCCACAGCAAAGUUAGGCAACUCAAGUUAUCAGACUUUACUGUAAUACCAGAGUUGCAAGAGCUGGUGUUAUUUUCAAGUGGAACUGAAGUGAUUGAAAACAACACGUUCAAAGCGCUGAAUAACUUAAGGAUGUUGGAAGUGUGGAAGAAUAAACUGACAAGAAUUCCCAGUUCACUUCCUCCAAAUCUAGAGGUGUUGAAAUUCGGAGAUAAUUCCAUAGGUUUUAUUCAUCAGUAUGAUUUUGAAGGCUUGAAGAAACUGCGGGAACUUGAGAUAAAGAAUAACAAUUUGUAUACAUUAUCAUUUGAUAUUUUUUCUAGAUUAUUAACUAUACAAAGCCUGGUUUUGGAUGGUAAUGGUAUUGACACAAUCUCUGGGCUUGCUAGGCUUCCACAUCUGAAAUAUCUUAGUAUGGAAAACAACAAGCUUCAGUAUUUUCCAGAAAACUUUUUUGGAUAUUUUCAAAGCUUACAAUGUCUUAGGCUGGCUGGGAAUCAGCUAGUAAAGAUACCAGCCCAAAUCCCCAAGUCACUAUUAUACUUGAGGCUUGAGAAAAAUAACAUAAAAAGUAUUAAAAGCAGAGAUGUGAAAAAUUUGGAAAAUCUUUCUGAGCUCAAUCUUUCAGAAAACCAGAUUUCUUCAGCAGAUGGUCUGCAGGUUCUUGGUAACCUGUCUUUUAUAGAUGUAUCUAAGAACAAGCUUAUAGCUCUUCUGCAUAGACUUCCAGCUAAGCUGCAAAGACUUGACUGCAGCAAUAACAAGAUCCAAAAAGUUACAAUGCAAGAUUUUAAAGGCCUGCAUAACCUCAAGCAUUUAUUCCUUGACAAUAAUGUUGUCAAUCAAAUUGAAGAUGACGCAUUUCAGUGGUGCCCUCAUCUGACUAACCUGGCAAUAGAGCAGAAUCAGUUAACAUCUGUCCCAUCAAGUUUGCCAUCUACUCUGUCGAGGCUUGACCUCAAAGGAAACAGGAUAGAGAACAUUGGUGAGAAUGAUCUUAAACACAUGACAAUGCUUCAAGUCCUCAAUUUACGAAACAACAAGAUUGCAUCCCUAGACCACCAUGUGUUUGAAUAUUUGCCACGACUUAGGCACAUCUACCUGGAUGGGAACCCAUGGAACUGCACCUGUAAUCUUCUAAAGGUCAAAAAAGUCCUACUAGAAAAAGGAGCAGAUAUAAAGGGAGGGCAGUGUGCAGAGCCUUCUUUCUGUCGUGGAGAAUACUGGAUGAUGUUUGAAACCUUUCAGUUUAACUGUGAGAGCUCACACACCUAUGACAAAGGCAGAAACAGGAAAAAAACUAAAGCAGAUGAUGUCUCUAGUGUCAAAAUACAAUUAGAGGAUGACGAUUAUGAUUAUGAUAUUGAGUAA